AUGAUUAAUUUGAUUGAAAAUGCACUUCAAGUUUUCAUUAGUUAUGAUGGUCUUUUGAUUUGAGAGUGCAAUCAAAAAUUCAGAAAAUUCAAUAUCACCACUAUGAUUAAGGUCUGANUCAUGGUUAUUUGAAUAUUAAAUCAUUUCAAAUAUGCGCGCAAACAGACAAAAUCAAAUUGAUAGAUAUUGAAAAGAUAUUGUCUAAACCAUAACAUUAAGAGGAAGAAACUCAAUAUUUCUCGCCUGAAGCAUGCAAUUAAGGCAAUGUAUAUACAAAACAAAGAGACUGCUGGGCAAUAGGAAUAAUUGGACUAGAAUUAUUUGCAGGUCAACACCUCUUUCAUGGAGACAGUAUUGAAUCAAUUUAGAAGGAUAUACUUUCUAAUCAUGAAAUAAUCAUAAAAACUGUAAUCAAUUAAAUGAAAGAUCUUCAAUAUUCAGAGUUGUUGAGAUUACUAUUGAAUUCCUAAUAAAAAAAUAGAAUAUCCUUAUAAGUUGCCUCAACACAUAUUUGCUUUUAGUCUCAAUAGGUCAUCAGUAAAAAGAGAAUUACUUAGCUUCUCAAGAAGGUAUUUUAAUUAAAAAAGAAAUCAUGUAUCUAUCAGUGUCUAGCUUUAUUUAUAAUUAAAAAUAUCAAUAUUAAUUUUAAUGAAGAUAGGGAAAAUUGUUUAUUUUAUGAAAUGGAUGCAUCAAACGACGGGAAAGUUAGUAAAAAUGAAUUAAUGGAGUUUAUGAAAAAGAAUAAAUUCACAGAGGAUGAAAUAAUAUGUUAAUUUAUAGAAAUUGAGAAAUAAAAUAAUGGAAUUUGUUUUGAUUAUAAUGAAUACAUUACAUCACUGUUUGAAACUUCUACAUGUUUAAUUGAAGAUUAACUAUAAGAUGCUUUUUCUCAAUUAACAUAUAGUAAUUAAGGAAUAACUCUUGGGAAAAUGAUAUCUCUUUUUCCUCAUCGUGAAAAUUAAUUAAAAGUAGAAUUUAAUGAAUUUUAAGAUAAAAUAGUAAACAAACAUAUUAAUAAUUUUAGAUUACUUAUCCUAUUUUUAAAUAAAUAAUGUGUCAAUGA
Paramecium octaurelia is the source of this 1063-nucleotide messenger RNA. The record is from the annotation of a GenBank genome assembly. Lineage: Eukaryota; Ciliophora; Oligohymenophorea; Peniculida; Parameciidae.